Messenger RNA from Pungitius pungitius (ninespine stickleback), 930 nucleotides. It is a transcript of the gene ubc, whose product is annotated as ubiquitin C. Gene Ontology annotation, cellular component: cytoplasm; nucleus. The transcript is spliced from 2 exons. The record is from RefSeq and is a predicted model, not a curated record. Gene Ontology annotation, molecular function: protein tag activity; ubiquitin protein ligase binding; RNA binding. NCBI's taxonomy places the organism in Eukaryota, Metazoa, Chordata, Actinopteri, Perciformes, Gasterosteidae. Gene Ontology annotation, biological process: modification-dependent protein catabolic process; protein ubiquitination. The coding region runs from base 115 to 804 and encodes 229 amino acids.
AGACUGUUUACUAUAAAUUCACUUCCGCUCCUCUGCGGAAGUACAUGAUCAGAAGGCUUUCGACGUCAAGCGAAGUGAGAAACACAAACUUGUGGAACAUUUAGUUUUGCCAAAAUGCAGAUCUUUGUGAAGACCCUGACCGGAAAGACCAUCACCCUUGAGGUGGAGGCCAGUGACACUAUUGAGAAUGUGAAGGCCAAGAUCCAGGACAAGGAGGGAAUCCCACCAGACCAGCAGCGUCUGAUCUUUGCAGGAAAGCAGCUGGAAGAUGGCCGUACCCUCUCUGACUACAACAUCCAGAAAGAGUCUACCCUCCACCUUGUGCUCCGUCUCCGUGGAGGCAUGCAGAUCUUUGUGAAGACCCUCACCGGAAAGACCAUCACCCUUGAGGUGGAGGCCAGUGACACCAUUGAGAAUGUGAAGGCCAAGAUCCAGGACAAGGAGGGAAUCCCACCAGACCAGCAGCGUCUGAUCUUUGCAGGAAAGCAGCUGGAAGAUGGCCGUACCCUCUCUGACUACAACAUCCAGAAAGAGUCUACCCUCCACCUUGUGCUCCGUCUCCGUGGAGGCAUGCAGAUCUUUGUGAAGACCCUGACCGGAAAGACCAUCACCCUUGAGGUGGAGGCCAGUGACACCAUUGAGAAUGUGAAGGCCAAGAUCCAGGACAAAGAGGGAAUCCCACCAGACCAGCAGCGUCUGAUCUUUGCAGGAAAGCAGCUGGAAGAUGGCCGUACCCUCUCUGACUACAACAUCCAGAAAGAGUCUACCCUCCACCUUGUGCUCCGUCUCCGUGGAGGCAACUAAUCUCCUGCUGUAAAGAUGUCUCAGUAAACUCAUUUAUUCCGGCUCCAGAUGUCACUCAUUCCUUUUAUUCCACUUCCACAUUUUCUUUGAAGUUUCAAUAAAGGUUCAACAUUCUAAAAUUUUAAA